AUGUCAGAAACGUUCGUCCCCGCUUUCCCGGACCGGGACCGGCCGCUCGUCAGCUACGGCCUCCCCUUCGUCCAAUCGCUCCCGCGCCACGUCGACCACCUUUUCCACGCAUCGAGAAUCUACGUCAUCAGCUCCCGAUCCCUCGCCGCGAAUACCACCUAUCUCGAUGGCCUGAAGGAGGCGCUGGGCGGCAAGCUCGCCGGGGUCAGGAUUGGCAUGAAGCCGCAUUCUCACUGGUCUGAGAUCCUGGAGGUUGUCGCGGAGGCGAAGAGGCACGAUGCAGACCUGCUUGUCACGCUCGGAGCCGGGAGCCUGACGGAUGCGGCCAAGAUAAUAUCAUUCGCCCUGGCAAAUGACGUCUCGACGCACGAGGGGCUUAGCGGCCUCCUCCCUGAGAGCCCGCAGAAACGCGACAAUAUCAAGCCGGCCACGGUGCCGAUCGUGUGCAUCCCCACCUCUCUCUCGGGCGGGGAGUACUCGUCCUUCGCCGGAGGCACCGACGAUAGGACGGGACAGAAGCACAUCUUUGCGGGCGAGGCUCUAAAACCCCCCGCAUUGGUUAUCCUCGACCCCGAGCUGACCACCACCACCCCCGAUAAGGUCUGGUUGAGUACCGGCAUCAAGGCCGUCGACCACUGCGUCGAAACCCUCUGCUCGCUCGGGAGCGACGACUUGGCCGAUGCCGCCGCCAGGGACGGGCUUACUAAACUGAUCCCAGGCCUCCUCAAGACCAAGCAGAACCCCAAGGACCUCGAAGCACGCCUAGAGACCCAACUCGGUGCCAAAGAUGCCAUGGCCGCGUGCAGUCGAGGUGUGCCGCUAGGGGCAAGCCGUGCCGUAGACGGUAUCGGCCACCAGCUGGGUCCGGCAGGCGUAAGCCACGGAGAAACCAGCUGCAUCCUCAACCCUGCGGUAUGCAAGUACAAUUACAAGAAGGGCGCCAAUGUCGAGCGGCAAGACGCCAUCGCGCAGCUGUUGUGGGACGAGCCGCAGGCUCGAGCGAUCUUCAGCCAGAGAGGGCUGAAUAAGGAGACCGCAGAUCUCGGUGAUCUCGUGGACGCUAUCGUCCGCGCCCUCGACCUCCCGAGGACACUGAAAGAGUUUGGCAUCGGCGAAGACAAGCUCGAUGGCAUCGCCGAGCGUAGCUUGCGCAAUCGGUGGGUGCAGAGCAACCCGGCAGGUCUGGAUAAGGACGGCGUGCUCGAGAUCUUGAAAAUGGUGCUCGGAUAA
Molecule: messenger RNA, 1230 nt
Organism: Durotheca rogersii
Lineage: Eukaryota; Fungi; Ascomycota; Sordariomycetes; Xylariales; Xylariaceae
Product: putative Fe-containing alcohol dehydrogenase
Exons: 3
Coding region: 1-1230 (409 amino acids)
Cellular component (GO): mitochondrion
Molecular function (GO): metal ion binding; alcohol dehydrogenase (NAD+) activity
Source: RefSeq, a predicted model, not a curated record